Messenger RNA from Cyprinus carpio (common carp), 1292 nucleotides. Its product is annotated as engrailed homeobox 2b. Lineage: Eukaryota; Metazoa; Chordata; Actinopteri; Cypriniformes; Cyprinidae. Gene Ontology annotation, biological process: multicellular organism development; regulation of transcription by RNA polymerase II; neuron differentiation. Gene Ontology annotation, molecular function: DNA-binding transcription factor activity, RNA polymerase II-specific; RNA polymerase II cis-regulatory region sequence-specific DNA binding. The record is from RefSeq and is a predicted model, not a curated record. Gene Ontology annotation, cellular component: nucleus.
UUUUUUGUUUUUUUUUGUUUGUUUCUCUUUGCAGUGAGACUAAGAAAUAAGGAAAAUAUACCACAAAAACUGGAACACAAGCAUACGCGUUUGUGCGAGAGAGAAAGGGGUUAAAAAGAACAUUUGGAGAGUUCCACUAUGGAAGAAAAUGAUCGGAGCAACAGAGAUGUGGAGCGCCAGGAUUCGGGCGAUGAGUCCAACAGAGUUAUUUUACCCCUGUUGCAGGCUCCUGGAAACCUUCUCCCUCACAGAAUCACCAACUUUUACAUCGACAACAUUUUGAGACCAGACUUUGGUCGCAGGAAAGAAGGAACCAGGCGCGACGAAAUUAAUAUAGUUGAAAGAGAGAACCGCUGUCCAUCGGCUCCCGGAUCAGGGCAGGUAGGAGCUCCAGUUUCAGGGGAAGGAACCUCGAGCCCUCCUCCAGUGAGCGCAUCUAAAAAAACUGAUAUUACCGCAGACACACAUCUGAAGCCCCGUGCAGAGACUGGAGAUCAAUGUUUAAGCUCAGAUUCGGAUUGCUCGCAAAGUAACGCUGCUCAGAGGAACCAACCAAUCCUUUGGCCGGCUUGGGUAUAUUGCACAAGAUAUUCAGACAGACCUUCAUCAGGACCAAGAUCCCGCAAACCAAAGAAGACAAAUCCAACCAAGGAAGACAAGCGUCCGAGAACAGCCUUCACAGCGGAGCAACUCCAGAGACUCAAGAACGAAUUCCAGAAUAACCGUUACCUGACGGAGCAGAGGAGACAAGCUCUGGCCCAGGAACUAGGCCUCAACGAGUCUCAAAUCAAAAUCUGGUUUCAAAACAAAAGAGCGAAGAUUAAAAAAGCGUCGGGGAGCAAAAACUCACUUGCAUUGCACCUGAUGGCACAGGGACUAUACAAUCACGCCACAGCAACAAAAGACGACAAAUCAGACAGUGAUUAACGUAAAGGACAGGACGUCUGAAAUGCAAUAAUUCUAAACAAGGGCCAGUGUACAAAAAACCAGCAUUAAACGGAUGAAAACUUUAUGUAUGAGAUUUGAUUCUGCAAUAUUAUGUAUAUAUAUAAUUUGUGUACAGUGGUGUAAAACAUUUUCAAUUAAUAUCACUGUUGCACAAUUACUGAAACUUCAGAUGCAGUGCGCGAGGAAAAGGACGCUUCUUUAUUUAAAAAAGGGGGAGUGAUUUGAUCGACACUUGACGUUGAGCCACAAGUGAACAUGUUUAAUCCAUGCUGAAGUCCAAAGAUUUUUCCUGCUGCAUUCAGGCGACUGUGAUUUAAAAUAAAUGGUAAAAAUGUUUUAUCUGA